GCCAGUGUCAGCGUCCGUAUAAACACCUCACAACGAUGAAGGCUCGAUAUGUAAAGCGGUUGACUCGCUCGCUUCUCACCCACCUAAACUCGCCACAAUCGCACCGCUUCUUCUCGAGCACUACCACCACCAAAUCUCCUCUUCGCCACCACCAAAUCACCAUCAUUUCCACUCAACCCAUCUACUCGCCCCCCAAAUUCCUUCGAAUUGCCACAUUUGCCACCAAAAGCGAGAGCAUAUUUGAUGCUGCUGACGAACUUAGGGAGGAUGAUAAUAAACACGACGUCGCGUCGGAGAGGAAGGAGCCACUACAUGAAUUUUCUAGAAACGUAGUGGUUCUCACGUGCGAGUCGAAAGCUGAGGGUGGCAAGUGUGUGGUUUUUUUAGUUGGCACUGCUCAUGUUUCUCAGGCAUCAUGCAGGGAAGUAGAAGCUGUAAUCCGUCAUGUGAAACCACAGGUUGUAUUUCUGGAAUUGUGUGCAAGUAGAGUCGGUCUGCUUACCAUUCGGAAUUUAAAGGUACCAACAAUGAAGGAAAUGAUAGAAAAGUGGAAGAAAACACAAAAUGCGCCUCAAAUUUUUCUUAGCUGGUUCUAUGCCACCGUUGGCGAUAAGCUUGGAGUUGUUCCUGGUUCUGAGUUCCAGGUAGCAUUUGAAGAAGCAAGAAAAUGUGAGGCCAAGGUGGUACUUGGUGAUCGCCCUGCACAGAUUACUUUCAGGAGGACACAAGGUAAGUUACCUUUUUGGCAUAAAGUAAAAUUCUUGUGUGCUGUAUUUGUUCAAACAUUAUUUUCAUCAAGCUCUAAGAGUAUCGACACAAUGAUAAAAGACUUGGAUGAUGUUAAGAAGGUUACUAUUUCAACUAAAAAACUAAGCAAGCAGUACCCCACUGUAAUGGAAACCCUUGUGGACGAACGAGAUCAGUACAUGUCAUCGAUCCUGCUAAGAAUCGCUAAAGAACAUACUGCGGUCGUAGCAGUCAUCGGAAAAGGGCAUUUGCAAGGAAUUAAGAAGUAUUGGGGGCAACCUAUUGAGUUGAAGGAUCUUCUUGAACUUCCUCCUCAGAAACCACCCUUCUCAGCUCUGAAGGUUCUUGCAGUUGCUGGUGUGGCCAUUGGUUCAGCAUUUUAUCUUUCAAGCAAGAAAUAGCUAACCAGAGUUUCGAUUUGUAUCAAAUGAAUUGAGGAUCAGGAUGCUCAGUUUUUUGAGGAGAUUGUUCUGCCCAUGCUUUUAUAUAAUUCUGUAUUCUCCGAUUAACUCGUGAUUUUUGGAAAAAUUAAUGAAUACAAAGUUGGAAUA
Molecule: messenger RNA, 1298 nt
Organism: Populus euphratica (Euphrates poplar)
Lineage: Eukaryota; Viridiplantae; Streptophyta; Magnoliopsida; Malpighiales; Salicaceae
Product: traB domain-containing protein-like
Exons: 9
Coding region: 36-1148 (370 amino acids)
Cellular component (GO): mitochondrial outer membrane
Source: RefSeq, a predicted model, not a curated record